Messenger RNA from Menidia menidia (Atlantic silverside), 2973 nucleotides. The record is from the annotation of a GenBank genome assembly. NCBI's taxonomy places the organism in Eukaryota, Metazoa, Chordata, Actinopteri, Atheriniformes, Atherinopsidae.
CAGCCGCACACGGAUCAUCCGCUCAUUUUGGAGGAGGAAGCUCAGCCUCACACACCCUGAGGUCGGUGGGAGCAGCGUGUUCAUCGUGGAAGGAAACACUUUAUGGAGAAAAUUUGAAUAUGAAGCUCAUCAGAUCGUUUUUGCACCAGAAGCCACAUUCCUUUUGAGCUGUGGGAUUAGGAUGAAAGUUGCAUUGUGUGAAUCAGAAUUUUACACGUGUGUAAACAGAUCCGAGCCAGGAUGUGAGGGACACGCAGUUUAAAAACUAAACUCAGAUUCCAGCUCAAACGAUGCUUUCAGUCUGGAUUUUCCUCCUAUUCCUCGAGGAGGGAUUUUCUCUUGCACAAAAGAUUAAAGAUGGAGGUACAGGAUCAAAGGGGGAGAAACCCCCAGAGCAAUCUCAGGAACCUCGUCACUGUGGAACCUGGGUUCGGAAAACAGACGGUGGAAGCUUCAGCUCCCCAAACUUCCCGAACACGUACCCUCCUAACAAGGAGUGCCUGUACGUACUGGAAGCCCUGCCCCGUCAGAGGAUAGAGCUGCUGUUCAACAAAGUCUUCCACAUCGAAUCCUCAUUCGAGUGCCGCUUCGACCACAUCGAGGUGAGGGACGGCCCCUUCAGCAUCUCGCCUCUGAUCAGUCGCUACUGUGGCACCAGCAGUCCGGGCCUUGUCCUCUCCAGCGGGCGCUUCCUGUGGAUCCGCUUCUACAGUGACGAUGAGCUGGAGGGGAUGGGCUUCCAGAUCCAGUACAAGUUCACAGCAGUGUCUGUUUCUGUCAUUUUCUCCAAAGACCCUGAAUUUCAUCUGCACACGGGGGGACUUUUAAACCCCAUCCCAGAUUGUCAGUUUGACCUAACAGGAAAUGAUGGCCUGAUUCGCUCCGGUCAGGUGGAGGAGGAGAAUAAAGUGAAGCCAGAGCAGGCAGUGGACUGCAUCUGGACUAUCCGUGCCCCAGAAAAGACGAGGAUUUAUUUGAGAUUCCUUGAAUACCAGAUGGAAAACUCAAAUGAAUGCAAGAAGAACUUUGUGGCUGUUUAUGAUGGCAGCAGUGCCAUCGAAGACUUAAAGUCCAAGUUUUGUAGUACUGUUGCUAAUGACAUCAUGCUGGACACCAGCUUUGGGGUCGUGAGGAUGUGGGCUGAUGAGACAAGCCGUCUAAGUCGUUUCCGGAUGCUCUACACCAUUUUUUCUGACCCGCCCUGCACGGGCAGUGCAUUCUUUUGCCACAGCAACAUGUGCAUCAACAGUUCUCUGGUAUGCAACGGCGUGCAAAAUUGCGUCUUUCCCUGGGACGAAAGCAACUGCAAAGAGAAAAAGAACAAAGGUCUUUUUGUCCAUAUCACCAAGACGCAGGGAACAAUAAUAUGUGCUUCCACUGGGGUGGUGCUGUUGCUUCUCAUUUUCUCCAUUUUAGUGCAAGUCAAACAGCCACGUAAAAAGGUGGUUAUCCGUAAGAGCAAACUGUUCCAGCAUGCUGACCUGCAGAGUGUGUUUGACCCUCCACACUAUGAGCUCUUGGCUCUCAGAGACAAGGAAAUGUCCGGGGACCUUAGAGAGUUAACGGAGGAACUCCAGUCCUUGCAGGCAUUUCGGAGAUCUUCCUCAACAUCACGCUGUGUUCAUGAGCACCACUGUGGCUCACAGGCCUCUGUGAGCUCCAUCAAAGCCAGUCACAGCGCUUAUGUCCUGGGCAAGGGGUCCAUGGAGUUUGCUUCCUUUGGGGGAGACUGCCAGAACACCAUGCCUCCCUUCAGAGACUUCAGCAGUUUACGUAAGAAAAGUUGGCCUAGCGUAAAACAAAGCAGAGGGCAGGGCUAUCCUAGUGCAGGGGAUAGGGUCCUGUGGCAUCAGGACAGAGUCAUGGAGGAGGAAGAGGAAGAGGAGGAAAACGGAAGGUAUGAUCUGUAUGUGCGAAGAGCAGGAGGUCGAAGAGGCAAAUAUGAUAUGGCUCAGCAAAGAUCUUUGUCCAUGGACUUUUGAAAGCGAACAGCUGGUUUUGCCCAAUACAUACACUGCAGCAACUUUGAGAUAAAACUCAGAAAAAGAAAACAGUACAUUCAUUAAUUUCACCUGGAUAAAAAAACGCAUUAUCAGCAUGCCUUCUGAAACUUAAAGGACCUCAACUUACUAUGCCGUCAUGCAGGCACUGAAGAGGCCUCCAGGAAGCUUCACAUUCAUGAUGAACAUGUGGAAAAGAGAAAUAAUGCUGAUUUGUUUUGUUCUUCUUGCUCAUGUAGUUUGUUAAAUGCAUAUUAACUAUUUAGCAGAAAGAGUUAGUUGAGCUAUGUUAAUGUAUGUGUUCAACAUUGACACAUUCUGUGAACUUGGGAAGGAUCUUGUUGCCUUUGAUUUACAGUCAGUUUUAACCUCUUAGUAGGGAAGUGUGUGUGGAUUUAGAAUCUUCUGACAGGUGUGUGUUUCACUUGUAAUAGUCGGAAUUUCCCUCACAAAGCUUUUACAAUGGGGUGCUCUAUGAUCCACAACCUUAUCUGAUAAAGUAAACUUGGUUCCAGUUUUUACUGUAGUCAAAAAGUGUUGUGUUGCCCAGUGCUUUAACACACAAGUAUAGAUUAUACAUUUUACAGAGGACAAUUACAGAACCAUCAAAGUGUCAGAUCUCCAGUGAAAACCUGCCAACAAAGGUUUGUUAGAUCAGAACAAACUUUUGAUCAGAUUGUUGUCCCUGUGAUUUUUCAAUAUAAACUGGAAAAGGUACAAAAACACCACUAAUCUAAGUGACUAUAUAAAUGUAUGAAAUUGUGGACCCUGCACAGCAUUUAAAAAGCUUUUGUUUUUAAUUGGUAAGCUUUUGGGUUCAUAUGUCAAACUCGGUAGACGGAACAAGAUUGCAUCAACAGAUACUUUUUCAGCUUUGUUUGGGUAUUUUUGCCACCUGCCUUUGUUUUUUUUUUUACACCAUUUUGAUAUGCCUAAGAAUAAACUAUGCAACAAAAAACUAUGGCUUUGAGUA